Messenger RNA from Blepharisma stoltei, 2436 nucleotides. Lineage: Eukaryota; Ciliophora; Heterotrichea; Heterotrichida; Blepharismidae. The record is from the annotation of a GenBank genome assembly.
AUGACUGAAACAGCUGAAAACAUCCCUGAAGUAAUUGAAACUUUAAAUAUCCCUGAAAAAAAUCGCAUAUCAAGACCACUCGAAAGACAAUCAAAAGACCUUAAGCGCCCAGAAUCAGCAGGAUUGCAAAAAACCCAAAAAAUCCCUGCAAAACCUACAAAAUCUUUUCAAUCGAUGACAGAAAAACAAAAAACUGAAGCAUAUUACGAUUUAUAUGACACCAAUAUUGAAUUAAAAAACAAGCAAAAUGAAUUAGAAGAAAGGGUAUUUUUAUUCAUUAUAAAUAACCUAUAUUUCAGAUAUUAAAUAACCUAAUUUUCUAUAAGAAAUAUCAUUAAUAUUAAUAUAACAGCUUAAAAAAUUAAUUUUACACCAUAUAAAACAAUUAACUACGCAGCUAACAAGAAUUGUUGCAGAUAUAAAAUAUGAGCGAGAUUUGGCAGCAAAUUCUGCAGGUGGCGAAAUUAAAGCAAAAAUCCAAGCUUUAAAUGAAGAAAAAGAAAAAAUUUCCAAGGAGAAUUUGGAGUUGAAACAAAAAUUAAAAGAAAAAAAAUUUUCUCAAGGCAAAAAUCCUCGGCAAGUUGGACAGAAAAAUAGGCCGCCGACAAUAGCAAAAUUUAAUACCCAGCCAGUAGUGAUUUCUAAGGAUAGAAGAGUUGAUGAAACUUUAGAAGAAAGAGACAGACUGAUUGAAAGACUAAAAGAGCAGCUUCAGCAGACUGAAAUUGAGCUGCUUCGAUCAAAAGGGGAUAGAGGCUUAGCUCCAGAUCUCACUGACAGUUUUAAAGAAAAAGCGACACAGCUAUAUCUAUCAGCCUUAAUUUCACAUAAAAAUAUUUUCAUAAUUAUUUAUAAAUCAUACAUUUUCCUUAUAAAUUCUCAUAUAAUUCAGUAUAAACCAUAAUACUAAAUUUAGAGCAAAAAUUUUCUUCCUUAGAACAAGAAUUUCUAUCCCAAAAAACCUAUCUUGAGCUUACCAAAAAAAUGCUUGAAGAAUCCCAAGCCUCCCUCAGAGACGAAAGAACCAAAAACUCCGAGCUUUCUAUCCGCCUAAACGCUGCAGAAAUGGCUGCAAAAGGCAGCAAAGAUCUUGCAUUAAAACUUAAAGAAGUUGUAUCUGAAAAUAAGCAGCUCGAAAUGAGGGUAAAAGAACUAUGCCAAUCCCCCUUUAUAAAAGAAUCCGGCGACCGAGUCAUAAUUGGCACCAAAAUUACCCUCCUUGAAAAAGAGCUCGAGGAAAGGCUUUAUACCGUCAAUGAUUAUAAAGAAAGAGUCCUCAGAGCUGAAAGCGAGCUAGCCAGAACCAAACAAGAGCUGGAUUUAGCCAACAUAGAAAGAAGCAGACUUAAAGACGAAAAUUUGGUUUUAAACGUAAAAUUAUCAGAAAAAGGAAAAUAUGUUGACGAUUUUGACGAAAAAUUAAAAGUCCUGGUCCAAGACAAAGACUCUGAAGCCUUCAUGAAAGCUAUAGGGAUGAUGAAGCUAGAAGGUCAGCAGCCUGUAUGGUCACAGCUAGAUAUGAUAGAAAGGGCUCAAAGUGUCCCUGGCGACGUGCCUGGGCUUAUGCGAGAAAUAGAAAGGCUAAAAAUCGAAAAAGGCGACCUAGCAGCUGAGCUAGAAAAAUACCAAAACUUAAUAACAUUAAAAGCCCAAAUUGAAGAAGAAAAAACAGCCAUGAUAAAAGCAGAAAAUGAAAACUUAAAAUUCCAGCUGAGGGCUGCACAAAAAAGAAUUGAGGAAUUAAGCAAGCUUUCAGAUUAUCGGGCAAACAAAUUAAAACAAUUUUCUAAAUUGCAAGGACCAAAACUACCUGUUAGUGUCAACCAGUCAAUAGAAAAUUUAGACUUAGGAGGUGGCUUUAUUGAAGGCGGCACUGAGGUCGACACAGGCGAAAAUAUUUUUGAUUUAAUGAUAAUUGACGCUGAUUACAAUUUAAACCUCCUCCCACCAAAAGUGAUAGAAAAUAUCAAAAAUUUGCCGGAAUUCCUUACUUUUAUGACAGUGGAUUUUUAUAAUCAUGAAAGUCAGCUUACUUCUAUAUGUGAAGGGCUUAGGCCGAAAUUUGAGGUCCAUAUAAGUUUUAAGGUAUCUGUGGAUAAUUUAUUUUUAAAAUAUUUACAAGCGGAUUUUGUCAUAGUUGAGGCACAUUUGACGGUGGGUGACCGAUAUGUGACGAUUGGGAAAAGCAAAAUUCCAUUAAAAGUACUGAUUGAGGUGUCAAGGGCUGAAAACCUUACAAGGGUCAUAGAGUCAGCCUGUGUGCUGUUUAGCAGAUUUGACGAAAAAGUCGUUAUUGGAGGUUUUCGGUAUAAAAUGAGAAUGAGGUAUCCGAUGAACGAAAUUUUUGAUUAUUAUGAAGACCAACAAGAGGUCAUGGUAAGACCGACAACAAUAGAUGCUAUUGAUACAAGCCAAAAACGAAGGGAGUAUUUUUAA